AAAAGGAUAUUUAUCCGUAUGGCGCCAAGCGGUUUGUGCGGUUUUCGAUUUCUUCCAAAUUUCUGAAUUCGUCUCAAAACCUCCACAAAAUCGAAUGCGUUGCGUGAAUCGCGUCAGUUGUUCUUGGUCACGGCCAAGCGAAGCUUACCGUAUCAUCCCCUUCGCUUCGUCUGGAUUCCAUCAAUGUCCUUCAUCGUCUCUAUCUUUCCGUUCCUCUUUCGUGUGGUCCGAUUCAAACCCCGAACCAUCUUCGAAUCGCUCUUACAGCCGUAGAUGGCACAAUCCCCUUCCCCGGCGUCGACAUCCCGAUCAAAUGCCGUCAUCUCGGAUUGUUCGUGAUUGGAUCGAUUCAGAUACAACUCCAGUUUCCCAAGCUUCAGAGAGAUUCACUGUAGUGUCAUACAACAUACUGGGAGAUAGAAAUUCAUCAUAUCAUAGAGAUUUGUACUCCAAUGUGUCUUUUCCUUACCUCAAGUGGGGCUACCGCAAACGGUUGAUAUGCGAAGAACUCAUUCGUCUCAAUCCAGAUAUAAUCUGUAUGCAGGAAGUAGACAAGUAUUUUGAUCUGUUCAGCACGACGGAGAAAGCUGGAUAUGCUGGCUCCUAUAAGCGGCGAACUGGAGAUAACAUUGAUGGGUGCGCAAUGUUUUGGAAGGCCGACAGGUUUCGAGUUUUGGAGAGGGAAAACAUUGAGUUUAGCCAGUUUGGUAUGCGCGAUAAUGUUGCACAGCUUGCUGUUCUUGAGCUGCGGAAGUCUAAUAAGUCAAGAAAGAUACUGCUGGGUAACAUUCACGUGCUUUAUAAUCCAAAUAAAGGAGAUGUGAAGCUGGGUCAGAUCCGUUCACUCUGCUCAAAGGCUCACUUGCUCUCUAAGAAAUGGGGAGACAUUCCCAUUGUUCUAUGCGGGGAUUUCAAUAGCACUCCCCAGAGUCCAUUGUACAACUUCUUGGCGUCCUCUGAGCUGAAUGUCAUGGAACAUGACAAAAGAGAGCUCUCUGGCCAGAAAAAUUGUCAUCCAGCCAAAGUUCUUGAGACUGGAAGCAAAUCUAGUAGUACAAUAACUUUCAGCUCUUGGACCAAUGAAGAGAUCCGAGUUGCGACUGGGCAAGAGAACUCGUACUGGGCUGUGCAUCCCUUGAAACUCAAUAGCUCAUACGCCUCAGUUAGGGGCUCACCAAAUACCAGGGACUCUGUUGGUGAACCUCUAGCAACCUCGUAUCACUUGAAAUUUCUCGGAACGGUUGAUUAUCUUUGGUACUCUGAUGGUCUUGUACCUGCAGGAGUUCUUGAUACACUUCCUAUUGAUGUUCUCUGCAAAACCAAAGGCCUUCCUUGUCAAGAAUUGGGAAGCGAUCACUUGGCACUUGUUUCUGAAUUUUUCUUUGAACCGAACGGUUAAAGGCAUAUAUCUAGUAGUGUCAGCUUAAUUUUGCUUACGGUUACAAAUGUUUGUUUAUUGUACAUGUAUAAUGUAUAAGCGUACCGAAAUUAUCUUAAUCAUGGUACGAUAUCAAACCGACUUCUCGAUAAAUAAAUGAAGCAAUCAGAAUC
This is a messenger RNA of Arabidopsis lyrata subsp. lyrata, 1551 nucleotides long. Its product is annotated as carbon catabolite repressor protein 4 homolog 3. Gene Ontology annotation, molecular function: 3'-5'-RNA exonuclease activity. NCBI's taxonomy places the organism in Eukaryota, Viridiplantae, Streptophyta, Magnoliopsida, Brassicales, Brassicaceae. The record is from RefSeq and is a predicted model, not a curated record.